This is a messenger RNA of Durusdinium trenchii, 903 nucleotides long. Lineage: Eukaryota; Dinophyceae; Suessiales; Symbiodiniaceae. The record is from the annotation of a GenBank genome assembly.
GUGCUUGUCCAUCAGGCUCAGGCAGCGUCACCAAGACACAAAGUGUUCUAUUUGCUGGAUUGACCUGCUUCGAAGUCUUCUUCACUGGGCCGAAGCCUUGCAGUCGAAGUCAUUUUGCAUGUGACAAUGUUCUCCGCAGCUGAGCCUUUUGAGCUCAAGCAGCGACUGCCUAUCUCAGUUUUGUUUGAAAAACAUGUUCCUUAUGAUGCGACCGAUCCUGGUUCUCUUCGCGGUUGAAGGCAUUGCCGGCAUGCGCAGCAAUCAGAGCAAGGAGGAACUGCAGCCGGAGCAUUUCAUCCCAGGGUUAGACGAGAUCAAAGAUGCCGUCGGGAAGGCAGAUGUCGUCAACCAAGCAAAGGCAGUUGUGAGGGGCCUCUCCGGAGGGGCUUGCCCCGACAGUUUUAAAGGCAUCCCUGAUGGUUGGUCCUACGGUAUUGGUUGUGCAUUUGUGGAAAAGCAUCUUGCCGGCGAGAAGGGCGAGGGGUGUCAUUGUCCCAGUUUCCUCGACGUGUGCGCCACUGCGCCCAGAUUUCAGAAAGUUCGAGACAUGGACAGUCUCAGGGCACAAUUGUCAGUUUCACAGCUUGGCUACUGCCGCACAGGUGCUUGGGUCUUCAUCGUGAGCACCAUCUUUGUGUUGGGGCUGGUCGCUGCUAUUGUCUUCCUGGUGAUCAAGCGGAGGGGCAGCUGAACGAAGUGAGCGUGCCGAUGCAAAAAUGACAUCUGAACAUCUUGAUGGAACUUGAUGGGGUAUUCAUUCAGGGUGUUUUGUUCAUUGAGGUGCGUCCAUGUCUCCAUCAAGUCAUGCAACUUUGUCCCAUUUCUGGCUACUUCUUCAUGAUAACUUUUUUUCAAUGAAGACUCCAACUUGCACAAGGUCCACAACAAAGUGUUCAAGCCCAG